Linderina pennispora is the source of this 1566-nucleotide messenger RNA. Its product is annotated as aspartyl/glutamyl-tRNA amidotransferase subunit B. Gene Ontology annotation, molecular function: glutaminyl-tRNA synthase (glutamine-hydrolyzing) activity. NCBI's taxonomy places the organism in Eukaryota, Fungi, Kickxellomycota, Kickxellomycetes, Kickxellales, Kickxellaceae. Gene Ontology annotation, biological process: mitochondrial translation; glutaminyl-tRNAGln biosynthesis via transamidation. The transcript has 3 exons. Bases 34 to 1494 code for a protein of 486 amino acids. The record is from RefSeq and is a predicted model, not a curated record.
CGAUUAUCGCGUACCUUCCAUAUUACAUAAUUCAUGCUCUCCGUUUUGCGGAUUCGAAACAUUUCCGCGCCCAAUUCAGCAUGCUCGGCGCUGCGGCGUGCGUACACAACACCGGCGCCAAAGUGGAACACAACGAUCGGGCUUGAGCUCCACGUGCAGCUAUCGGCCAAGCAGAAGCUGUUCUCUCCGGCCAGCGCCAAGUGGGACGACCCAGCCAACUCCAACAUUGACUUGCCCGGGCGAUUCCUGGCGCUGGACGGCACGGUCCAGCCCACAUCGGCAUUCGACCGCAAGCACUAUUUCUACGCCGAUCAGCCGCUCGGCUACCAGAUUACCCAGAGCGCACGCCCAAUUGGGCGCGGCGGCCAGAUCGAGCUCGGAUCUGCGGACGGCCUGUCGUACACGCGGCGGGUGCGCAUCCACCAGCUACAAUUGGAGCAAGACACGGCCAAAAGCAUCCACAAUGUUUAUCCAGGCUAUGUGCUGUCGGAUCUGAACCGAGCUGGCGUCGCAUUGGUGGAGAUUGUGAGCGAGGCAGAUAUGUGCACGGCGGAUGAGGCUGCGCAUUAUGUACGGCGUAUGCAGACGCUGCUGAGGCAUAUUGGCGUGUCAAACUGCAACAUGGAGGAGGGCUCGCUGCGCUGCGAUGUCAACGUAUCGGUGUUCCGGGACGGCGACGACCCGCUCUCGGGCACGCGCUGCGAGCUGAAGAACCUUAAUAGCCUGAAGGUCAUUCGGGGCGCAAUCGAAGCCGAGUCGGCGCGGCAAAUCGCGGUGAUCGAGAGCGGCCAGACGGUGGGCCAGGAGACCCGCGGGUACGAUGCACGCACCAACACAACAUUCCUGCAGAGAUCAAAGGAGACUGCCCCAGACUACCGGUACAUGCCCGAGCCUGACAUCCCACCUGUAAGGGUCACCGAAGCGUGGGUUGAUGCUGUGCGCAACGCGAUGCCAGAGCUGCCGGACCGGCUGCUUGCGCGUGUCACAGAGCACUACGGGCUGUUGCGGGAUGAGGUCGAGACAAUGAUGGGUGAGCCCGGGUGCAUUGCGCUCUUUGAAGCCGUGAUGGCCACUGGCAAGCACGACGCAAAGCGUGUUGCAUCCUGGAUUACCUCGGAGAUCUUUGGUCAACUCGCAUACCGUAACCAGAAACUGGCCGAUAGCCAGCUGACGCCGCAGCUCUUGGACGACAUCUUGGAUGCGCUUGCCAACAGCCAAGUCACAUCAGCUCAGGCCAAGCAGCUGCUAAUUGAGCUCAUGGACGGAGAUAAGCGCAAGGUGGGUGAGCUGAUCGAGGCGCACGGCUGGCGGGUCAUGGACGACCAGUCAGAAUUGCGCAACAUCAUCGCCGUACUGCUGGAGAAGCACCCGAAUGAAAUCGCGGAUUACCGUGCUGGCAACAAGCGGAGAAUGAACUUUUUCGUGGGCAAGGUCAUGGGGGCAACCAAGGGCCAGGCCAAACCGCAGGAUUUUCUUGAUUCCAAACCUGAAUAGAAUAGCAUUAUUGGCGUAUUAUGUGCCCAUCCCCUUUUAGAACUAUAUACACGGCGCCAGCACACAUGGCUC